Molecule: messenger RNA, 2073 nt
Organism: Microthlaspi erraticum
Lineage: Eukaryota; Viridiplantae; Streptophyta; Magnoliopsida; Brassicales; Brassicaceae
Source: the annotation of a GenBank genome assembly
AUGGCGACGGAGAUCUCGUUGGAUCUGAUAAAUCAACUCAAGGUCUCGCUUCGGAAGGAGGCCAAGCUCUCCUCCUUCGAUCCCGUCGGCGACUCCUCUACUAUCCCCAGCCUUCCCACAGCUGCGGAGGCAAUCGCAGAAAUCGAUGCUUCGGCCCCGUACCUCCGUUGCCGUAGCUGUAAGGGAAAGCUUCUGCGAGGGAUCGAGUCUCUGAUCUGCGUUUUCUGCGGCAAGCAGCAACGGACGAGCGAUAAUCCUCCUGAUCCCAUCAAGCUUACCUCCACUUCUGGUUACAAAUGGUUUCUCAGCUCUCUUAAUCUGGACGGAUCGGAGAUGGUAGAGCCACUAAAGGAAACGAAUGGAUCAAGCAGAGGAGCUAAGGCACCUGUAGUUAAAGGAAUUGCUGUGUCGAAGUUUCUUGAUUUGGAAAUACAAUGGUCUGCAAUAGAGGAAAAGUCUAUAAACAAUGGUCCCGAAUCAAUGCAUAAUCUGAGACUAGGAGGACUUAGUGUUGACGAUUAUUUUGUUGAAGGAAGAGGAGAUCUUUCCAAAGUGGAUCCGGCAGCGAGCAAACCCGAACCCGUGGAGGAUGAUUUCAAUGAUCCACGUAGUCUUAGCUUAUUUGAUAGUGUAAAGACUCAGGGAGUUGUUGAGUCACAGCAGAGUGAAAAGUUUGGUUUGUUUAAGGGAGAAGAUGCCCAGAAGAAUGUUUCAUCUCAAGAAGAGAAGAAUCUUAGUUUGUUUGCAGGGCGAGAUGCUCAGGAUAGUGUAUCUUCGGCAGAGCAGGGAAAUUUUGGGUUCUUUGAGGAAAAGGAUGCUCAUCAUUCUCUUAAAAAGGAUGAAAACCUUAGUCUGUUUGAGGGAAAAGAUGCUCAGAGGACUAGUUCUUCUAAAAACGAGGAGGGUUUUGGAUUCUUUGAGAGUAAAGAUGCUCAGAGAAAUAGUUAUUCUAUAGACGAUGAGAGUUUUGGUUUGUUUGAGAGUAAAGAUGCUCAGAGAGUUAGUGCUUUCAAAGAGGACGGAAAUCUUGGUUUGUCCGACGGUAAAGAUGGUCAGAAAGAUAGUUCUUCUAAAGAGGAUGGAGAUAUUGGUUUGUUUGAGGGUGCACCAUCAUCAAAUGCUGGCCUUAAGUCUUUCGAUGACAAAGUUGUUGCCUCUUCGUCUGAUUGGGAUUCUGACUUUCAAUCUGUUUCCCAGGAUAAAAGUAGUGGCGAUCCGUUUGUAAGUUCUCCGGUUGAUUUGGCUGCUCAUAUGGAUUCUGUCUUUGGUUCCGGAAAAGAUUUUCUCUAUGAAAAACCAGCAGAUUCUUCAGCUGCUUAUGUUUCCAAAGCUGGUGACUGGUUGCAAGAUGAUUUAUUUGGUAAUGUUACUGGCAAGACUCAGAGCAACGACCAUGAUAAGAACGAGGGAGAGGUUGUGGGCGGCAAUGGAAAUUCAUCAAUGGAUAUUGAUUGGAUUGGAGAUGAUCUAUGGCAAACCAGUGAAAAAAAACCCAUUGAGAAGACUCCUACAGAUGACAAUGAUGAUGAUGAUGAUGACGACUGGAAUGAUUUUGCAAGCUCGGCUAACUCCAAGACUCCUAAUAUUCCGCUUUCUCAAUCCAUGGAAAGCUCUCAAGAGGAGAUAUUUGGUGAGAAGCAGAGCACUGGUACAAGCAUGAUAUCUGACAUAGCCAAAGGUGGAGAAGAUGAUCUCUUUGGAACUUGGGAUAGUUUCACAUCCUCGGUGCAGCCUCCCGCAAACAAUGUGAAUUCAUUUGCUGAGAAAAAUCCGGAAAUGAACUUGUCUGGGGCAAAUAACAAUCACCGAGACCUUGAUUCUGAUUUGUUUUCGGAAAGCAUUGGAGGCCAAGCCAGCUCAGUGGAAGUCAAAGCCAUCCCUUCUGGAACCUCAACCUUAGAGAGGACUUGUGAUCCUGAUGGUAAAGAUCAAACACUUGAUCUUGUAGGCACAACAACAAUAUCUCCCAAGUCAAAGAGUGAUGUCGCAGAGGAACUGAUGUCACAGAUGCAUGAUCUCUCAUUUAUGCUCGAGACCGAACUCUCUGUGCCUCAAGUCUCCAAGACAGAGUAA